Pieris napi is the source of this 2921-nucleotide messenger RNA. RefSeq names its product transcription factor TFIIIB component B'' (gene Bdp1). The record is from RefSeq and is a predicted model, not a curated record. Bases 250 to 2502 code for a protein of 750 amino acids. The transcript is spliced from 9 exons. Gene Ontology annotation, biological process: RNA polymerase III preinitiation complex assembly. Gene Ontology annotation, cellular component: transcription factor TFIIIB complex. Lineage: Eukaryota; Metazoa; Arthropoda; Insecta; Lepidoptera; Pieridae. Gene Ontology annotation, molecular function: TFIIIC-class transcription factor complex binding.
GAUUCACGUCGCAGCUUUUCAGUUCGCAUAGAAACUAGAAAAUCGUGGUAUUUUAAACCGAGUAUUAUUCUCAUAAUUUAUCAAUUACUUAUAAGUGUAAUUAUGUGCAAAUUUUUAUUUUACUUUGGUAUAAUAUAUUAGGAUAUGAUGGAAUUAAUUUAGCAAUUUAAUUUAAUUUAAAUGUGAUGCAAACUUCACAGCUGUUUUAGAUAUUCUUUAUUUAUAUAAUUAAAGAAUCUUUUGGUCAAAAUGUCUACGCGAAGAGCGAGAAUAAAAGCGGUAACAGCAUUACCUCCUAGAAGAAAAAAUGCACCUAAUUUAAAUAAUAAGCCAGAAAAAGAAAGCCCCAAAGUUUCACUUGUAUCAAAAGAAAGUGAAGAAGACAAUAAAAACACACAAUCUGAUAUUACUGAAAACGCCUCAACUACACCAAGCAUAGUUUGCAAUAAAUCCCCUAUUUUACCUACCAUUGACCAAAUAGAUGUAUCAUCGAAAACAUCUGAGUUACCUGCUACUCCUAAGCCAAGUAACUUAUUUGCUGCACCUUUAACAAGAAAUAGUCCAAAACGAUUUGCUUCUCCCAAUCUAAUAUCGCCUAGAAGAGAUGUAUCUAAAUGUAACACUCCUGUCCGGCAAACUAUACCAAGACAUCAUGAAUUCAAUCAAAACACAGAACUGCAAGUAACUAGUAAUUCAGUGAAUAGAGUACAACAAAACAGUAGAAUUGAAGUCUAUAAUGAGAAACCAGAAGCGACAGCAACUGCCAUGGAUGGCAUUGUUCCUCUACAACCAGCAGUUGGCCCUAAACCAAUAGAAAAGCUAAAGAACGAUAUUAUCUCAGAAAAUGCUGAAGUUCUAUUUGAUCCAAUAGUACCUCUGCCAUCUCCUAAUAAAUUACGGACAAAACUUCGUCCCGUGCCUCGGCUAGGGCCUAGGAGGAACAGUAUUCAGGGCAGCGCCAGUGAAUCCGAAGAUGAGAGCCGGCGUAGUCUUCUAAGUGGCGGAAACACUCCAGGACCCAGACAGAGGCAUGAUUCACAAUCAAUUCUACAGUCUAUGCUCAAUAGGGACGUAAGCCGUGUUAGGAAUGAGUCGGUAAGUUCCAGUGUGAGCCAAAUUGCAGGACCACAGAUGCCAGCAUCUCCCAUCAGAGAUAAGCCUUUAAAGGUUCGCCGUGCUCAAGAAGCAGCAAACAGGCGCGCGGCGAUGGCAUCUCGCCGCAAACGUCAUUGUAAGCGUGAAGACAUGACUAUGUAUGACCUCAUCUUUUACAACCCAACGGAAAAUCCUAUUUUGCCAAACGAAGACGAAAUGAAAGCGAAAAAAGAGAGUUUAAAAGAUUUGGAAAAGCAAAGUAUGGAUACUAUAGAAGAAAGCGUAGAUUCUGUUCAGGAAUCUGCGCCCGCGCCGCAAAUUAAACUUGGCCCCAAUGGCGAAAUUAUACUAGAUGAAUCUAGUUUGGUUAUAAAACAAACACAAAUCCAGAAAAUAUCUUCAAUAGUCCGUGAAGGGGCUUGGAUGCCCUCUCAAGGGAAAUACAAACGGGGCCCAAGAACAGCGAACUGGAGUGCCCCGGAGACAGUGAGGUUUUAUAGAGCCCUGGCCGCUAUUGGGACUGAUUUUACAUUGAUGGCGCCUCUGUUCCCUGAUAGGAGUAGAAAGGAUCUCAAGUUGAAGUUUAAAAAAGAAGAAAAAAUCAAUGGAGAGCAAAUUGAUAAAGCGUUGCGGUGUAGGUUCUCUUGGGACGCGAUGUCGCUCGCGGAAGAGUUUGAGGCGGAGAGAAAGGAAGCUAAGCGGAAAGAAGAAGAGGAGAAAAAGAAACAGAAAGAGUUGAUAGAGCAACAGAAGAAGGCGGAAAGAGAAAGACUGAAAGAAUUUAAAGGAGCCCGGAGAUGUAAAGCUAUGAAAGCGCUCGAAUGUGUACCGAGCACUGUGUCUCGGAAGAAAUUUACAAUCACCAACGCCGAUGAUCUUAUAGAACGAGGCAAGCAGAUAGAAAAUAACGUGAAAAAACGCUCAACACAAAAACAUACAAAGUCGUCUACUUUAACAUCCAAAGUGGCCAAAUCUCCUCUCACCCGCACACCAAUAAACGUACCAGCACAAAGCAAACGUCAAACUCCACUAAAAACCCCACUUAAAACCCCAAUGUCCUCUGACAUGGCACAUACAAGAAACGCAUCUAAAACUCCAGAUGUUGCCUUAAGAAACAUUCCCUCUAAUUUAGAAACCGGUUCGCUCAUAGUGUUGACUGUAAAUGACCCAAAAUCUCCGGGGAAAAAAAUGUUGCAAACAUACAUUGCUCAGGAGGAAGGUAUAUUAACUCAAGUGGCUCUACCGAGUGGUCUUUUGAAUUCAGUAGUAGGUUAUAUGAAGAAAGGUACCCCUAAAAGUACUGUGUCGAACAAUUCUUCGCCUAUUACUCCUAAUACGGAUAGAGUUGGUACUGGCCAAAGUUCUGAAAGGAAACGACAAGCUUCCUUCUCUAUAACAGAACUCUAGCCCAUAUUAAUUAGUUUUCUAAGUAUGAAUUUGCAAUUAAGAUUUUUAUUUAAAUUAUGAUUUUAUCUUUUAUUUAAUUUAGCAAAAUGUAUGAAAUGUUUGAUACGCCUUAACUGUAUAAUUAUGCUUAAAAAACAAUUGUUUUUGUACUCCAUACUCUUCUGAUAUAAUAAAUGUAAGAAAACAUGAGCCUUCAUUUGUAUCACAGCAAUUUGUCGUUAGUGAGUCGUUAGAGAUUUUAGACCCCAUUUCUGGUUCCCCAUAUGAAAAAGUAGCAAAAUAAAUAGUGUUAUUCUGUGCGGAAAGAGAAUUUGCUUCGCGCCAUUUAAUUUAUUCACAAAAAUUAUAUACAGUGUUAACUCUUUAUAACGAAUUUCAAGGAACCGAGAAUUUUUAUUCGGUAUAGAGAGACGUUAUAG